CGUCUCUGAGCAGACUUUCCUGCACAACCUGCACAGUCCCUCUGCAUCAGGUCAAAGACGUAAUUUUCCUGAUUCUUCUUUGGUGUUGGAGGGGGACACUGUAGUCCUGGUGGAAGGUUUUUGCACCACAGGAAACUUCAGGAAAGAUGAGCAGCAGCAGCGUUGUUCAGGCACAAAAGCUGGUGGAUCAACUUCGGGUUGAGGCGGGCAUGGAGAGAAUCAAGAUCUCGCUGACAGCAGCAGAUUUGGUGCGAUACUGUCAGGAGCACAGGAGAAGUGAUCCUCUGAUCACAGGCAUCGCCACCUCGUCCAAUCCUUUCAAAGAUAAGAAGAGCUGUGUGCUGCUUUGACAGUCGUCCCGAGUAUUAAGAUAACAAACACAUAAUCAAAUGUCCAAUGGCCUUCUUUGUGGGGGAGUGCAGCUGAAGAUUUCAAGAGU
This is a messenger RNA of Labrus bergylta (ballan wrasse), 439 nucleotides long. Its product is annotated as guanine nucleotide-binding protein G(I)/G(S)/G(O) subunit gamma-12. Gene Ontology annotation, cellular component: heterotrimeric G-protein complex. NCBI's taxonomy places the organism in Eukaryota, Metazoa, Chordata, Actinopteri, Labriformes, Labridae. Gene Ontology annotation, molecular function: G-protein beta-subunit binding. Gene Ontology annotation, biological process: G protein-coupled receptor signaling pathway. The record is from RefSeq and is a predicted model, not a curated record.